GCUGCCCUCUUGUCCACCACCUCGACAUCCAAGAGUGACUCAAUUGCCAAUCAAAGCAACGACGACCUCGACGCAGCCAGUUUUGGACAUCUUGCAAGACAGCAAAUCACCCACACUGUUGGACAGCCCUAAUCCAGCGUCGUUCCCAUCGAGCAACCCAUCCCAAGAAGCUGGACCGCUCCAGCACCCCGCCCUGCUCGCUCGCCUGACUUCUGCCAACAGUCACCCAAUCACCGGCUGUACUACUCCAGCAUCCGGCUCAAUUGUUUGAAUCUAGCCACCAUCAAGUCUGGAUGCUACCCUCAUCACCGGCGAUCUCAUAGUAUCCACUAGUCCGGCAUAGGACGAUACACACUUCCCACCACCCUUCCCGAUCCUCUCACCCGCUUCGACCAUGCCCUACCGUAUCUCACCGCAAGCAUGGUCGCAGCUGCACCACUUUGCCUCGUUCCCACAGACGGGCAUCUCCCUGCGCCAGAUGGUCCAGUUUGGCAGGAAUCCCAACCCGGGUACUAUUCUUCAAGCUGGCACCUUUCUAGCUGAGGAGCUUCCCAUUCGCCUGGCGCACAGGGUCAAAGAACUGGACGAGCUACCCAACGGCUUGAACAAGAUGCCCUCAAUCGUUCGAGUGAAAGAUUGGUACGCUCAAUCCUUCGAAGAGCUCGUCACAUUUCCCAAGCCUCGCCUUCCCAAGUCUAUCGCAGCAAAAUUUCCCUCAAAUCCUUCAUCAGCCCCAUCCACCAGCGCCUCAGAUCCCAACGGUAGCGGUGGAGGCGAGGGGAGUGGUAGUAACGGGAAGAUGAUCAUGGAUCGGACGACGACGACGAAUCCGGUGUUUGAUGAGAUGGCUAGCAUGGAGGAUGGAGCAGAAGAGGGGGAAGUGGCUGGAAGGGGUGCGUCGUGCGCUACUGUCAGUGCGAACGGUGGGAAUGGAAGCUGGACCAAGAAGAGGGUGCCGCUUGCGAAUAGGUACUACGCCAACCUGUCUGGCAUCGAGUGGCCUCCGGAGGUCAUUGACUACAAUGAGCAAUUUACGCGAUGUCUCGAGAAGAUCAAGAAGCGCCACGACGCCGUCGUCACUACGGUAGCGCAAGGCGUCCUCGAAUACAAGCGUGCCCGUGAAGGCGAAAACAUCCAAGCAGACGUACAGCGUUUCUUGGACCGCUUCUACCUUUCCCGCAUAGGCAUUCGCAUCCUCAUUGGCCAGCACAUCGCCCUCGCCCGCACGUCCCCCUCAACACCCACGACCCUCGACGGAGAUCCGCUCGGCGACUCUUCCCCUGGCACCGCCAAGGCGGGCACUGGGGGACAUGAGGACCCAGAGCAAGAGCAGUACGUGGGAAUCAUCUGCACCAACACCAACGUGGGGGCCAUGGCGCAUGAGGCGAUCGAGAAUGCUCGCUUCGUCUGCGAGGAGCAUUAUGGCCUUUUCAAGGGGCCACCCGUCCAGCUGGUGUGCCCGCGCAAUCUCACCUUCAUGUACGUGCCGAGCCACCUCAACCAUAUGCUCUUCGAGCUCCUCAAGAACUCGCUGCGUGCUGUGGUGGAGCGCUACGGCGUGGAGAAUGAGGAGUCUUUCCCACCAAUCAAGGUAGUGGUGGUAGAGGGAAAGGAGGAUAUCACGAUCAAGAUCUCUGAUGAGGGUGGAGGGAUUCCGAGGAGCGAGAUGAAUCUGGUCUGGACAUACAUGUACACGACGGCACAGAGCGAGGAUCUAGACCCGGACUUCAAUGCGUCAGACUUCAAGGCGCCCAUGGCUGGGUUUGGGUAUGGUCUGCCCUUGGCCAGGCUGUACGCGCGCUACUUUGGGGGCGAUCUGAAGUUGAUCUCAAUGUGGGUACGGGCGCGCUGGCGGCAGGCAGGUAGAGUCUAUGAGCUGACCAUCUCCUCUCGUCCUUCGUUCCCGCGCUUGACAGGGAGGGAUACGGGGCUGACUGCUACCUGAGCUUGAGUAGGUUGAGCAGCAGCAGCGAGCCGUUGCCAUGAGGCGUCAAGAGCGGCCGUUGUGACGUAGGAAUGUCUUGGG
This is a messenger RNA of Jaminaea rosea, 2026 nucleotides long. Its product is annotated as alpha-ketoacid dehydrogenase kinase. Gene Ontology annotation, molecular function: pyruvate dehydrogenase (acetyl-transferring) kinase activity. The transcript is spliced from 5 exons. The coding region runs from base 395 to 1945 and encodes 516 amino acids. Gene Ontology annotation, biological process: regulation of glucose metabolic process; protein phosphorylation. Lineage: Eukaryota; Fungi; Basidiomycota; Exobasidiomycetes; Microstromatales. The record is from RefSeq and is a predicted model, not a curated record. Gene Ontology annotation, cellular component: mitochondrion.